Fonsecaea erecta is the source of this 3087-nucleotide messenger RNA. RefSeq lists its product as hypothetical. Gene Ontology annotation, molecular function: ATP binding; protein serine/threonine kinase activity. The transcript has 2 exons. The record is from RefSeq and is a predicted model, not a curated record. The coding region runs from base 1 to 3087 and encodes 1028 amino acids. Gene Ontology annotation, biological process: peptidyl-serine phosphorylation; intracellular signal transduction. Lineage: Eukaryota; Fungi; Ascomycota; Eurotiomycetes; Chaetothyriales; Herpotrichiellaceae.
AUGACGCUCGUGACGGCUCUGAGUCGAAAACGGCGACCAGCCUCUCCUCCACUCCCCCUUUCAGCUCGCCGUGCCACCCCGCCUCUCUCCAAGAUACAAAAACUUAACCAUCUCUUCGACGGGACGGGCUCGCGAUCGAUGGAGUCCACCAGCACCGGACGCUCAAAGAUCAGUGUCAGGAGCCAGCUCAGGAGAGGGGUCUCCACCAUCAAAACGGUCCUGGGCUUAGGAGACAGAUGCAGUGAUAGCAGUGUCGAGCAUAAUACCGAGUCCAUGUUUCCCCUGACCCAAGGAAACAACUCUGUAUACUUCCUUGCCAAUGAAUCCGCUAUGACAUUGAUCCACCAACCUUUGAGACUUCGACUGACUGCAAUUGCGGACAGCCCAGAAGAAGAUGGGGACACAUCUGCAUCGCCAACUACUAUGAGCGCUCCGAUCUCUCCGGGGUCGCUCGACGUCGCUGAAAAUGAAGACGACAACCCAUACGACUCUCUCAGUACCAACAGCCGCAGAGAGAUUUUCCGGAGUCAAUCUGCCCCUGGACUUCAGCGCCGCAUCAGCCAGAAGUUCCAUCAAACCUUUGGUAACGGGAACUCGACCGUGAUCAAAAGGUCGGAUUUACGCUCGAGACCCAGCGUUCAGACUCUGUUACAGGAAUCAGCCGUGGCGUCCGCUACGCCAUUCUCAUCUACCCUUUCCACAUUUAACAGCAGCACCUUUUCCUCCGUUCGUCGAGAUGCAUCGACGCCGCCGACUUCUGAACCUGUGACGCCGUCGACAAUUGUCCACCGUGGGAGCGUCGAUUCAUGUGACAUGAACCACCAAACAUUCGCAGGAGAAUGUCGCUUGCUCAGCCCAAUUCCGGAAAGCUUCAGUUUUCCCUUCGUUACCAUCAAAACUGUCGAAGCCGCUGCGACAACAAGAAUCUUCCUCGAGCUCCACUUCAACUCAUUGUUAAACUGUAGCUCGCCUCGAGAAAUACGGGCCAACGAAUUGGAGAUGCGGAUGCAUCAACUCCGCCUGCCUUCAGAUCUUCGGGAUCGAGCUCGCAAAGCAUGGGAGGUGGCUGAGAGCGAGAAUCUCCGGCAGCAUCGAGUGUUGAAAAACACAACCAACCAAGCGAAAGCAAGCCAAGGGGUCAGCGUCGGAGGCUUUGAAGUGAUUAAUGUCCUCGGGAAGGGCAGCUUUGGGGUCGUUCGCCUGGUCAAGGUCAAAAACAGCCGGGAUGGGUUGCAAACACCCGAAACUAAUGGGGCCAACAAAAUACUGAUCAAUGUACCUUCUUUGUCUAACCUGAUGUCUCCCGGCAGGGUGUUAUCUGGUGGCUUUUUCAAUAACAAACGUAGGGAUAUCAUCAAGGCCAGGAAGGACGUCUAUGCCAUGAAAGUCAUCCGCAAGUCCGAUAUGAUUCGGAAUGGACAAGAAGGACAUCUACGGGCCGAGCGCGAUUUUCUCGUCGCGGCCGAGGGGUCGAAAUGGGUCAUUCCGCUGAUUGCUGCUUUUCAGGACCGCAAACACUUGUAUCUUGUGAUGGAAUACUGCAUUGGGGGCGAUUUUCUUGGGUUGCUCAUCCGCAAGAACGUCCUCAGCGAAGAGUUCACCAAGUUCUACAUUGCGGAGAUGAUUCUCUGCGUCGAAGAAGCCCAUCGCAUGCGGUGGAUCCAUCGAGAUGUGAAACCAGACAACUUUCUCAUUGCAUACGACGGUCACCUGAAGAUUUCAGAUUUUGGCCUGGCUUUUGAUGGCGACUGGUCCCACGACCAAAGGUUUUAUCAAAAGAAUCGCCACUCACUGUUGGAUGAUUUAGGGAUUGUCGUUGACGGCGACGAGCAGGACAAACAAGAGAAGGACGAUCACGCAAUCAAGAAGCAUGGGAAGGAAGAUUCGACUCACAAGGAAGAACCCGCACCUGGAGAGGCAAUCUUGGAGUGGCGCAAUCGGUCGCAACGUCGACGUUUGGCCCGUUCAGUCGUCGGCACUUCGCAGUACAUGGCUCCCGAGUGGAGCAUCGCGAUCAUCAUGUAUGAAUGCCUGUUCGGUUUCACUCCUUUUGCCUGCGACGACCGCCAUCAAACCAAGCUCAAGAUUCUGCAGCACAAGAAAACGCUGGUGUUUCCGCGCGGAGACGAUGCUUCGGUACCGAGCAUAGAAGCAUUGGACCUGAUGAUGCAAAUCCUUGUGGAGAAGGAGAAGCGCCUCUGCAGCCGUCAGUACGAGCACAAUGAUUUUACCAGGAAGGUUGUUGGCGGACGGCUUGUCCGAUGCGCGACAGACAAGGCUCAUCAAAAUUACCAGGGAUAUUUUGUCUACCCUGGUGACGCAGAAGAUAUCAAGCGCCAUGCAUGGUUUAUAGACAUUGACUGGGACACACUGAACCGGCAACGUCCGCCUUAUCAGCCACGCAUUAGAGAUUGGGAAGAUACCAAAUAUUUUGAUGACGAAGAACCCAUCUCCGACAUUGAUUCAGCGACAACUCUGGACGAUAGUGGCCUUGUCGUCGGGGCGGAAACUGCUGCUCCAAAUCCAAACGCAAAGCACAAGACUACUCAACUGAGCCAUCAUCACGCAGAAGGGCAGAACAUUAUCCCAUCCGCCGCCAUGAAUCUUCCUCCCAAGGACCCUCUCGGACCUGGUCGCAUCCAUGUUGCAGCGGAGCACGUCGACGGGUUGAAGAAUCCUCUCAUGCAACCACGGCUGAACGGCUGCCCAACAACCGGAGCCACGCUUGUGGGGACAGGUCUCCCUGUUGAAAGCCCUCUAGCAACCGUCAGCACCGAGAACCCCAAACCCAAAGCUAGGAAGAAGGAAAUGAAGAGACCCAGGGACAUCAUCUUGCGGGAUCCUGUUACGGGUCCACCAGCAUUGGAGACUCGGAAACUCGGCGCCUUCAUGGGUUAUGAGUAUCGUCAGCCUACAAUGGUUCCAGAUAUUUUGGAGCAGGUAUUGGCGGAAGAGAUGGAAGGAAACAAAAUCAAAUUGUAUCGGCAAGCAUGUGAUCAGAAUGACCCGGACCUCACUUACGAGAAGCGGGCGUUCAUGGAGCAUGGUGGGCAGUUGUCACCCCGCCAUCAGGCUGGGCUGAUGUGA